AUGAAACGAUUCGUGACAAGCCUUUCCAUGGAGCGCAUGCCCGACUAUGAAGUCACCCUGCACGCCUAUGUCACUCCCCAUCCCGAGAACACACCCCCAUUGACAGAUACCAAUAUCAAUAAUUACCAAUACCAGGGCGACAAUCGCUCGUCCUACGAGGAAGAAGCCACCGACCCCAUCACACCCACCCUGCACAACCCAUCCCAGUCCUACGCCGACCACACCAAGGAGUCGGCCAGCAGUGUCGCGGAGAAAAUCGCCGAGGCGAUGCAGCCGGGCGAUAACAAGAGCACGACGAGGCUGUUGUCUGAUACGCCGACGGGGAUGCGGGCCGGGGAGUGGGACGCUUCUGUUGGAGGCGGGGAUAGACGGCGGGAUCGGGAGAAGGAGGAAGAGGGGACGGGGGUGUUGCAGGCUGCGCAGGAGGCUGUUGCGAAGGCGUUGGGGGGUGGAUCGCGGGGGACUAGUUGA
Messenger RNA from Aspergillus udagawae, 471 nucleotides. RefSeq lists its product as uncharacterized. Bases 1 to 471 code for a protein of 156 amino acids. The transcript is spliced from 5 exons. The record is from RefSeq and is a predicted model, not a curated record. Lineage: Eukaryota; Fungi; Ascomycota; Eurotiomycetes; Eurotiales; Aspergillaceae.